Molecule: messenger RNA, 3141 nt
Organism: Thalassophryne amazonica
Lineage: Eukaryota; Metazoa; Chordata; Actinopteri; Batrachoidiformes; Batrachoididae
Exons: 4
Coding region: 507-3122 (871 amino acids)
Molecular function (GO): 3'-5'-RNA exonuclease activity
Source: RefSeq, a predicted model, not a curated record
UUGUUAAAUUAGCAUUUUAGCAUAUCGUGUACCGUUAACUCAUGUUAUAAAAAGGUCUUAAUCUUUAGUAUAUUUAGAUUCGUUGUGAAAGCAAAAUACAGCCGGUUUUAGAUUUGAUAAGUAAGUAACAUGUACUAGGAGAAAUAACGUUGAAUAUUUCCAGAGGUAGCAUUACCAGCAGCAUGGCCUGAGUGAAUGCUCUCCGUCCUUUGUCCUAGGAACCUUCACCUAAACCGAGAGCAGAAGAUGGGCAGAAAAAUAGGGGACUUAUUUAUUUAUUUAUUUUAUGCUGCACAAUAGAUCCAGAUCAAUCAUGCAACUGUUCAUUUUGAUAGUCAGACAUCAGUAAGGGGAUGGCACCAGCGCUUUCAAUUUGAAGAUGAGGUAAAGAACAAAGCAAACAGAGGCCUAUCCCAGCAGUCAUAAGGCAAGAGGAAAAAGAAGAAAUAAGUUUUCUUUGGAGCUUCAGUGUUCUCGAAGUACACAAAAUCCAGAAACGAUUGACAAUGGAAGAGGGUGAAGAUUUCUCUCUCUCUGGGAAAGCAGUUGAAACUGAAGAAAAUCUGAGAGAUGAAUACUACUGGAAACUUGUUGCAGACUUCAUUGGUCCUCAGACUGGGGAGGGAUUAGACCUUGAAAAGGCACCAUGUAAGAACAGACUUCUGAUUCAAGUCGGACUCAUGAAAGAAGACAAUAAUUUUCCUUGGCUUGCCAUCACAGAAUGGCUGAAGAAGAUUUUCCCCACACAUCUGACAGCUGACUUUCGUUGUUUGAUUGAGAGGGGCAUUGCAACGACAUUGAGUCUGGGAAGUGACGCGAGGCUGAUCUUUUUGGAGUCAGAGGUGAACUUUAACUUUGUUGGGCCCAUAUGUGACAGCAUCGGCGUUGAAAGGCAACAUCUUUUGGAGAUGAGAGAUUUUUCAGAGCGAGCAAAGUCAAUCGAAGUCACAAACGGAUUGAUCCUUGAGCUGAGCAACUUUGUUGCCAGGGAAAAAAUUGGCCUAAUCAAUUUAGUUACUUGGCUUAGAAACUUCAACUUAGAGUACUGUAAGGAUGGACAAAUUGAUAAAGCAUACAAAGUCCUUCGGGCGAAAAUAAAAAAGUUAAAACUGUACUGCCGCAGUUAUGAAACAAGAAGUCACCGGAGGAACACAGUGAUGGAAAAUGUUCUUCAAACGCCAUUUGAGCUGGUGCCCAAAAAAGCUGAUCCUCAAAGAUUUCUUGUGAGGAAGCGCAUGAAAAGAGAAUACAGUGAAAGGGUGGCAGAAAGAGAGGAAAGUGAUAGUUUUGAAAAUGGGCAAUAUGACGAAUCAAAUUCAAAAAGAACUUCUGAACAUGAGGAAAGUGAUGAUGAUUAUUUGGAUGCAACCAACUCAUUAGAAGAAGACUCUCUGGAUAACAGAGGUGAGGCUCUAACUCUUCUUGACAUUGCAAUGAUGUCGGCCCAGAAGCUGUUAAGUGUGUACAAUGGAACAGCCGAAGCUUCCAAGCAAGUUUCCUUGGAUCUGCUGAAAAAUCAUUACGCACUGACAUGCAAGGAGUAUCCUGCCUUGACCGAUUUUGAGAACCACGUUAAGAAGCUGAGUAAAGAUUAUUCGCUGGCCUCUCCUGUGUUUUUUUUGCACAGCAAUGCUCAUUUCCUUGUUGAUAUACACAAUGCAGUUGAGCAGCAGAUCAUGAGCUUUGAACAAGAGAUCACACAGUCAACGGGGGAAAAACUUGGCCGUGAUAAGAAUCCAGAUUUCAAGAAGUUUGUGAAUUUCUCAGAAAGCGCUACUUCACGUUAUAUUCAUAUGGCCUGUGAUCUUUUAAGCCCUCGCACCCCUGACAGGCCAAACUUCAGAAAGCAUUGGGUAGCGUUCUGUGAGGAAAAAAGGAAUCCCUCCAAACUUGCGGUCAAUAUGUCAAACCGGUUCAACAAUUACUUUGAAGCUGCGGCAGGUCUUAUUCACCACCACAAAGAGAUUUCACUCUUUUUCUCAGAUAUGUUGUCACUGAACAAUGACAGCUGCCCGAAUGUAAUCCUAGAGAGUGUGGUCGCAGAUGCAGAUGAUUCAUUCAUACAGAGCUUUGUAUGCGUUCUGGCCAUAAUUUAUUGCAAAAUCAUUGGCCCCUACUGGCAGCUGUUGAAAAGUGGAGGUGAGUACGCACUCUUCAGCCAGUACCUUCUCUGUCUCUACCAGAAGUUCCUUUAUUGGGUUAAAGAUCCAUCAAUUAUGCUGGAACCUGAAGAGGCUACAAAUGUUUUCCUGCAGUGUCCACUGCAAGAGAAACACUUUGAUGGCAUUUUCCAUUUCUGUGGUCAGUGGCACACCAACAGGGACCUAAUCAGGGCUUGUUUGAAGAGGAUGGUGAAGGUAAUUGCUGCCGUCACUGAGGAAAACUUGAAGAAUUUUCUGCCAGGAGGAAUAUUUUCCCAAAUUCCUCCACCACAUGUGACUACAGCUAUGGUAAACUGCACAUUCUCAGUGAUGAUGGCAGAAUAUCCCUAUGGGCAUGCCUAUCCUUACAAGAAGAAAAGACCUGACAGGUCCUCCAAGCAUUCCAUAGAGAGACACUCAUCUUCAGCUAGCUCUCAAGAAGACGAUACCAUGUCCAGCACAUCUGCUGACUCUACAGAUGAUUCCCAACAUCCGCUGACUAAAAACAGUACCAGUGUUGCGCAAACAGGUGACCACUAUCAUCAGUCUUACAGCAGCAUUAAAAGCAGAGACAAGAAGGGAAGAGGAAAGCAUGAUGUGCUUGAAGAUGAUCGUGAGCUGAACAUGGACAGAGACUAUAUAAUAGCGACAGUAAACUCAAAUGGAGGGCCAUGCAAGACACAACAGGAUUUGGACAAAAUGAUGCUACGUUUUGAUGGAAAAUCCAGAGCUGAGAAGAAGGAAGCCAUUCGCUGUGAGAUACUUUACCAGAAAAUGGUUCUCAACAACACAGACCCAAACUUGGAUUGUGCACUUAGCAGCGGGGGAAACAUGAUGUUGAAGCUGAAGCUCUCACUUCCCCGUGUUAAACCGGGUUACUCUCUUGUUUUAGCUCCUAGAAAGACAAAAAUCAAGCCUGCGCUGAAACACGCGUCAGUGGCCCCUGCUGGUCAGGGUGAAAACAGCAGCAAGCCAUCUUAAAUAUAAAAAAAAGUCUAAA